GGCUGUGGACGCGGAUAGAAGCAGUGGAGGAGGUCACGAUUCUCUAGGCAUCAUGGGUAGGAAGAAGAAGCGCCCCGCCGCCGCCGCCGUGGCCGCCGUCGACGAGGAGCCCACGGCGGGUUCUACUUCUUCCGCCGCCGCCGCGGAGGCUGAUGGUGGGGAUGCCACGGUGAUUAAUCGUUCGGUGGAGGGAGACGACGGCGGAGAGGAAGCGGUCGCGGUGGAGGAGGAGAGGCGGGAGUCGUCGUCGCCGGAGAUGGACGAGGCGGCGGCGGAGAAGGUGAAGGAGAUGAAUAGGCUUCUCGUCAGGGAGUCCGUCGAGGAGCGGGCGCGCGUUGCCGCGCUCGCCGCGGGCAUCGGCGAGCUGGAGGCGGACGCCGGCGCGGUCGCCGACGAGGAACGCGCGGUGCUCCGGGUGGCCCUUGCGGUGAAGCUCGCCGCCGCCUCCGAUGAGGCCGCGGCGACGCGCGCGCGCCUCGACGCCGCGCGAGAGUCGCUCGAGGCCGCGGAGGCUGCGGCGGCGCGCGAGGCGGCGGGCCGGGGCGAGGCCGCGGCGCGGCUGGAGGCGGCGGCGGCGGAGAACGGCCGCGCCAUGGAGCUCCUCGCGACGAAGGAGGCCGAGCUGGCCGCCAUCUCCGCCAAUCUCGCUGAAUCGGACGCCAUGGUGGCCCAACUGGAGGAGCAGAACUCGCAGCUCCGUGCAGAGAGGGGCGAAUUGGAGAAGCGACUGGAGGAGACGAAGGCGUCGUCUCGCCGCGUUCACACUCAGAAGACGGAGGUGGAAGAAAGCUUCGAGGAGUUCAAGAAGAACACCGAGAAGCACAAGCAGCAGAUGGAGGAGAAGCUUGGGGAAAAAAUGGCGGAACUGAAGCUUUUGACCUCCAUUAAGACAGAAAUGGCGGCGAAGAUUGAGUCCUUUGAAGCCGAGCUCUCCAUGGCCAUGGCUAGGAGUUCGGAAUUGGAGUCAGAGAUCGAUUCGAGCAAGUCAGAGCUAGCUGCAGCGAAGACAGAGGCAGAGAAGCUUCGAUCUGAGGUUGCCGAGAUCGACGAGAAGCAUCGCAUGGCGGAAGCCAAGGUGAAUGAGCUCCAGAUCGAGAUUGAAGAGACGAUGAAGACGAAGGAUGCAGAAGCAUCAGCAUUCAGAGCUGACAAGAUAACAAUGGAGAAAACAUUGGAGACACUGAGCUUGGAGAUGAAGAAGAUUCAUGCAGAGAAGGAUGCUGCUGCAGCCAUGGUUCUUCAGAAAUCCGACGAAUCUGAAAAUCUCAGGGCUGAACUGAAGAAUCUCCACAAAUCGAUCUCCGAGCUCCGCAUCCGCUGCAACGAUCUCACUGAUCACUCCUCUCGCCUCCAAGCUGACAAGAAUUCAGUCAUGAGAGCUCUGAGCAACGAGAAAUCCGAAUCCACCAAGCUGAGACUGAAACUCAGGGAGCUCGAGAGCUAUGUCAGCAACAAGGACAAUGAGAUUGGGAUUCUGAAUUCUGAAGCUGAGGACAGAGAAGGGAUGGUGGAUGGCAUGAGCAGGCAGUUUGAGCAGCUGCGGAUCGCGGCCGCCGAGGCGCAUCGGAGGGGGAAGAACGGGGUUUGGACAUGGAUGUGUCAUCCAGCUACCACCACCGUGCUCGCUGCUGCUUCCGUCGUCUACGCUGCUAGUAGACGGUGAACAGUUUGCUCUGAUACUGGGGUUUUAAUUACUUCUCUUGCUUCAGUAUAUACAAACUUGAAAUAAUAACCAGAGGCUUCGACCUUUUGUUACUUGUUACUAUAUGAUUAACAGUUUGGUGCUAUGACAUGAAACUGAAUUUCUACAGUGCUUAUUUGAGCUGUAUGUGGUACUUGAGAUUGAGUUGUUCAUUGCCCAAAUUAUUCGUAUUGGGUUUU
Oryza sativa Japonica Group (Japanese rice) is the source of this 1881-nucleotide messenger RNA. RefSeq lists its product as uncharacterized. Lineage: Eukaryota; Viridiplantae; Streptophyta; Magnoliopsida; Poales; Poaceae. The record is from RefSeq and is a predicted model, not a curated record.